AUGGCUGGAGCUAAAGUACAGACUGCCCAGCCGGGUGAUGUCGAGUUUUGCACGCUGGGAAUGUUCAUCCUCGAUGAUAUUGAAUUUGGUGGUUCCAGACCGGGCGUCAAGAACAUCCUUGGAGGUGCCGCCUCUUUCGCCGUGGUAGGUGCUCGCUUAGUAGCAGGUGCUCCAUACGCGCGGUCUGUGAGCUGGAUUGUGGAUGUUGGCUCCGAUUUCCCGCGGGAGACUCUUGCUGUCAUUAAAUCUUGGGAUACGAGCUGUGUGAUCAGGGAAGACCAUGGAAGGCUUACGACGAGAGCGUGGAAUGGAUAUCAUCCCAAUGAAAAGCGAGACUUCAAAUACUUGACCCCGAAGUUGAGGCUGGAGCCUUCAAUGCUUUCGGAGGCGCAGGUGUGGUCUCGGACAUUUCAUAUGGUCUGCUCUCCAUCACGCUGCAUAUCUAUUGUGCAAGCUAUCUUGCACCGGCGAGAAGAGUUGCGACGUGUGGGCCAGGCGCCUUCUACUAAGCAUGCUGCAGAGCGGCCUGUCUUCGUCUGGGAGCCGGUGCCCGAUCUUUGCACCCCAGAGGAGCAAAAAAUGUUCUUUGAGGCUAAUCGGGUCGUGGACGUAGUCAGCCCCAAUCAUAUGGAACUAGGGAUGAUGUUCGACCAGCCUGGAUGGACCGUGGACGGUGAUCAAAGCCAAGCCCUAGUCCAGAAGAUCAUUAACUCUGGCAUUGGCCUCAACGGUGACGGUUGUCUGGCCAUCAGGGCAGGCAAAGAAGGAAGUUAUGCCUACUCGAAAGAUCAGAAAAUUUGGCUUCCGGCUUAUCAUCAACCCGAUGCUUCGGGCUCUACGGCUGUGGUGGACCCUACAGGUGCUGGCAAUUCGUUCUUAGGCGCACUAGCGCAGGGAAUUGUGACUGCGGGCCGUGAACCGUUCGAGGUCAUUGAAUCUGUUUUGUCACCUUCCGAGAACUGGAAGAAAGCCAUGGAGGCUUGGGGCAAUCGUCAAGAUCUUCCUCUGGCUCUUAUUUGCGCCACUGUCGCCGCGGGGUUCGUAGUGGAACAAAUUGGGGUGCCACAGAAAUCUGUGGCAGGAAAUGGCAAGGAAUUGUGGAAUCAAUCUGAAUUCACGGAACGGGUCCGCCUGUACACGCAGCGAUUGUAUAGGACCGUGGAAGAGUCUCCCCAGAGACACCUUUUGACCAAUUGA
Penicillium cinerascens is the source of this 1197-nucleotide messenger RNA. RefSeq lists its product as uncharacterized. The coding region runs from base 1 to 1197 and encodes 398 amino acids. NCBI's taxonomy places the organism in Eukaryota, Fungi, Ascomycota, Eurotiomycetes, Eurotiales, Aspergillaceae. The record is from RefSeq and is a predicted model, not a curated record. The transcript has 3 exons.